Messenger RNA from Triticum aestivum (bread wheat), 996 nucleotides. Its product is annotated as BTB/POZ and MATH domain-containing protein 2-like. The record is from RefSeq and is a predicted model, not a curated record. Gene Ontology annotation, molecular function: protein binding. NCBI's taxonomy places the organism in Eukaryota, Viridiplantae, Streptophyta, Magnoliopsida, Poales, Poaceae. The transcript has a single exon. Gene Ontology annotation, biological process: protein ubiquitination. The coding region runs from base 1 to 996 and encodes 331 amino acids.
AUGUCGUUCGCUGGUGUAUCUGUCAUCGCCAACGGUGAGCUCCUCGGCUCUGACAGCUCGCCUACCUGCCCCAGCGCCAGCAGGUACCACUUGCUUGUCGUCCAAGGCCACUCGCGCAUGCGCGAAUCCAACAUAUCUCACUGUUUCUCCGUCGGAGGCUACCGCCGGCAAAUUGUGUAUAACCCCGCGCUCGAUGACCUGGGCAAAGACAGCAUCGUAGUACUUUGUGUUUUUCUCGACGAGAAACUAGACACCACUACAGGGCCCAUGAAGACGCACAUCAAGUUUAGCUUCGUUGACGAGACCGACAAGCAAGAGCCGACACGUAUCCAUGGUAGCAAAAUACUAGAGCUACGAGGCCAGUGCACUGAUGCAUUUAAGUAUAUCAAGAGCGCAGUCUUGGACAAACAUCUCAAGAACGUCAGUUUCACCAUCCGGUGCGACGUCGUGGUCCUAAAUCGAACAUGGGAGACCGCCUUCGUCACGGUGCCGCCGUCCGACAUGCAUCAGAACUUCGCCGACUUUCUCCUGGCAGGGGACGGCACCGACGUGGUCUUCCAUGUGGGCCGCGAGACAGUCGCCGCUCAUAGCUGUAUUCUCGUGGCCAGGUCUACGGUCUUCAGCGCAGCUCUCUUUGGCCCCAUGAAGGAAGGAACGUCCACGGCCGCCACUGUGCAUAUAGACGAUAUGUACGCUACAGUAUUCAAGGCCAUGCUGCAGCACUUGCUCGUCGCGGCAGACAGGUACAACCUCCCAAGACUCAGGGCGAUGUGCGAGAAGAAGCUUUGUGAGCACAUCGACGUGAGCACGGUGACCACCAUACUAGGGCUUGCCGAGCAGCAUGGCUGUGACGGGUUGAAGAAGGCGUGUUGCAAGUUCCUCCGGUGUGCGGACAACCUUAGGGCAGUGGUGGCCAUGGACGGCUUUGAUGAUUUGUGCAGGAGCUGCCCCACUCUUAUGAAGGGCAUGAUCCUUGGCGUUCUACCAGCAAAGUAG